AUGUCGUGGCAAGCAUAUGUUGACUCUAGCAUGGUGGCUAGUGGCCAUGUCGAUAAGGGAGCUAUUUACAGCAUUGCGGGUGACAGCAAGUGGGCUGCCAGUCCAAACUUCGACGUCUCUGCCACUGAGAUGAAGGAGAUCAUCAAUGGUUUGUCAGGAAAGGUCGAUGCUCUGUAUGCUGAAGGAUUGCACGUUGGUGGGGAGAGAUACGUCCUCACAAAAGCCGAAGAUAGAAGUCUCUAUGCCAGAAAGGGCCGAGAGGGCGUCGUCAUUGUCAAGACCAAGCAAGCUAUCCUCAUAGCCCACUAUGGCGAGAGCAUGAUUGCCGGGAACUCAGCAACAACUGUCGAACAGCUGGCAGACUACCUCAUCAAGUCGGGUUACUAG
This is a messenger RNA of Cadophora gregata, 387 nucleotides long. It is a transcript of the gene PFY1, whose product is annotated as profilin, required for normal timing of actin polymerization in response to thermal stress. The transcript has 5 exons. Bases 1 to 387 code for a protein of 128 amino acids. The record is from RefSeq and is a predicted model, not a curated record. Gene Ontology annotation, molecular function: actin monomer binding. Lineage: Eukaryota; Fungi; Ascomycota; Leotiomycetes; Helotiales; Ploettnerulaceae. Gene Ontology annotation, cellular component: cell cortex.